CAGCUUGGUGCACACUGGCAGGAUCUGAGCAAAUCACUCCCCGGCUGUGUGCUGAAUUAAUGCAAACUUUGCGCCUUGCACUGCAACACCACAAUGGAUGGGAGAGGAGGCUCAGGGAAGACGGUGCGAGUCUCCUUCCCGCAGGGCGGACGUUCCCCAAGCGCGGCCAGACGUGCGUGGUGCAUUACACGGGUAUGCUGGAGGAUGGGAAGAAGUUUGAUUCCUCCCGCGACAGGAACAAACCCUUCAAGUUCGUGAUGGGCAAGCAGGAGGUGAUCCGCGGCUGGGAGGAAGGAGUUGCUCAGAUGAGCGUUGGUCAGAGGGCGAAGAUGACCAUCUCCCCAGAUUACGCCUAUGGCUCCACUGGCCACCCAGGGAUCAUCCCACCAAAUGCCACUCUAAUCUUCGACGUGGAGCUCAUGAAAUUGGAAUGACCCACCCCAACACCCUGUCCUCGGGUUUGGCACAUGGAGGAAUCCAGAAUCUCAGCUUCAAGACGAGUGCACAUGACUUUGUACGGAGCUUUUCCUGAUAGUCCACUACACUCAUUGUAUAACCUUACACCUUGAUUGAAUGCCUUUGGUCACUAAGCUUUGCGUCUGACUCUUCCUCCUUGUAUCGUGUUUUUAUGUCUUUUUAAACUAUAUGCCGUAAACCUCAACUCUUUUUGGGUCAAGUUCUUAAUCUUAUUUUUGUUCCAGGUGUAGACUGCAUUCUGUCAGUAGCACGCAGACGGGCUGACCUUAGAUAGGAGUCGUUUGAACAAAAGGAAACCUGCUAGUUAGUUACUUGUUUCGGAUCUCUAUGAUGUUUUAAAACCAGAAAUUGCUGCUGCUGCAAAAGCCAUAGCAGAGUGAGGCUGUUGAGGCUGAAUGGAUGUGGAGAACAAAGUAGUGUUAGGAUGUGUGUAGUUACCUGGAAUUGGGGUGCUGGGGAAGCAGCGUUCCUCUCCCUGCGCUCUGGGGGAAGCGCAGCAUCACAGGGCCGCGCUGGGAUGGGGGGAUGCUCAGCCCCUGUCCACCCCCACCUCCUCCCUUUGUUGUCUCACUUUUGGUUUUGUGGCGGUGGUUGGGCCGUCAGAGCCUCACCCACCCCCUGGAAAUUCUGUCUCUUACGUUGAGCUUUCUUUGCUUUAAAACAAGAAAACAGCAGCAGACAAAUUGGGAGGUGCUACAAGGGAGGUGGUGGAGCUGGGGGGGGGUGAGCUUGCAAGAAAACACCCCCAUCCCUUCUGCCCACCCUGGGAAGGAAGCUUCAGACCCUGGCUGCCCCCGGGCUGAGCACAGCUGCCCGUUCUCCUGCCCCUGAUGCUGGUCAUCACCGCUUGGCUGCUCUCACGCCAUGCAUCGCUUCCCCCGCCGCUGCCCCCAGCGCUGCCUAGUGACGUGGUAAGAGAAAUUCACUUCCUUCUCCACUGCAUAAAGGUAUCAAGUUUUAUGAUUGCAAUAAAAACGCUUUUUGCUGGCUUUUCUCA
Messenger RNA from Lagopus leucura (white-tailed ptarmigan), 1474 nucleotides. RefSeq names its product FKBP prolyl isomerase 1A (gene FKBP1A). Gene Ontology annotation, molecular function: peptidyl-prolyl cis-trans isomerase activity. The coding region runs from base 60 to 434 and encodes 124 amino acids. The transcript has 5 exons. The record is from RefSeq and is a predicted model, not a curated record. NCBI's taxonomy places the organism in Eukaryota, Metazoa, Chordata, Aves, Galliformes, Phasianidae.